Molecule: messenger RNA, 951 nt
Organism: Scleropages formosus (Asian bonytongue)
Lineage: Eukaryota; Metazoa; Chordata; Actinopteri; Osteoglossiformes; Osteoglossidae
Product: gastricsin-like
Exons: 7
Coding region: 1-951 (316 amino acids)
Biological process (GO): proteolysis
Molecular function (GO): aspartic-type endopeptidase activity
Source: RefSeq, a predicted model, not a curated record
AUGUCCUACUUUGGUAAAAUCAGCAUUGGCACUCCUCCACAGAGCUUCUAUGUCCACUUUGACACAGGGUCAUCUACUCUCUGGGUGAACUCUGUCUACUGCAAGAGCAACGCCUGCACAUACCAUCCUCUAUUCAACCCUGAAAAGUCCUCAACAUAUUACAGUAAUGGACAGCUGUUUUCAAUCCAUUAUGGAACGGGGAGCCUCACUGGAGUCAUUGGCUACGAUACAGUCAGUCUUGGAAACCUGACUGUCACCAACCAAAAAAUCGGCUUAAGUAUUACAGAGCCUGGUAACCACUUUGCCCGUCCUCUGCAUGAUGGAAUUAUGGGUCUUGCCUUAAUGCCAAACAGAGGAACCAUCAUUGACACUAUGAUUGAAGAGGGUCUGCUGGAUGAGCCAGUCUUUGCUUUCUACCUGAGCCGAAACUCAGAACGCGGCAGUGAAGUGGUUUUCGGGGGAACGGACCCUUCGCACUACACUGGGGAAAUCCACUGGGUUCCUGUGCAAGAGAGCAGUCAUUGGCAGCUGGUGUUCGAAGGGUUUGAGGUUGACCAUCAGCCCACAGGAUGGUGUGUUAACGGCUGCUCAGCCAUCGUGGACACAGGAACCUCUCUGCUCACCUGCCCUCCGCAGUAUGUGGAUACACUGCAGCAGAUGCUGGGGGCUGAAACGGAUGACAGUGGCAAUUACGUCUUUGAUUGUAACAGUCUGAGCAGUCUACCUACAUUGACCUUUGUCAUGAAUGGAGCCCACCUCCAUCUGGAACCUUCUUCCUAUGUGCUGACGGAACAGAAUUCCAAUGGCAAUUGCUUGAGUGGGAUUGAGGCAUCCCAUUCAUCCGAUCGAGAUGGAAUGCCCUUCUGGAUUCUUGGAGAUGUCUUCCUCAGACAGUUCUAUUCUGUGUUUGACCAAGGAAAUGCCAGGGUGGGCUUUGCUACGCUGGCUUAG